AUGUCAGAUUCUUACAGAUUUUUCAAUAAAUGUUAUGAACAAUAUGGUGACAUUUAUGAAUACUACAUUGGCAAUAGGCGUGCCAUCAUGCUGAAUCGAGUUGAUAUGGCAGAAAACAUUCUGACACAAUCGAUCAAAUCCAAAUACUUUAUCAGGCUUGUAGCAGCUAAUCAGGGAUGGGAAGAAUUGGGAUUUACGGAAAGAGGUUUGGUUGGAAACAAAGUAAUGAAAAAUUGGUUAUUGAACCGAAGGAUGUUGAAUUUUUGCUUGACUUCAACAAAAUAUAUAAAAGAAAUUGUCAAUGUCUCGCAAGAGCGGUUUUCAGAAGCAGAAGAGUAUUGGACUGAACUUGGCGAUAGUACACCUUUGGAAUUUACUAAAUGGAUGCAUGCCAUUACCGUAGACACGCAAAUAAGAACUCUAACUGGUCAAAUUACAUAUGCUCUUUCCUCCUACCGCAAUUCUCUUCUUGCGGCACAUCGACAACAACCUCUUCCUGAAUCAUCCCUCCACUAUUCCAAGUUAAUCAACCAUCUUUGCACCAUAUCUCGAGUAGGGCAAUUUUUUUACCUCAUGCCCUGGUAUUUUAGGCACUAUGUCCCAGGAAUCAGGGGAACUGCGGAACGGAUGAAGGGGGAAGCUAGGUGGCUCCAAGAGGAAGAGGGAGAAGAGUUGAGAGCUGAUCUGUUGUCGUUGAUGUUGACCAUAAAUACGCAAAAAGAUUUGAAUAGGGUUAAGACGAGUGAAUUCGAGAGGCCGCUAGACGAAGAAGAAAUCGUACAGUUGCUUAUUGAAGCAUUUUCCGGUGGGGUUGAUUCGAUAACGAAUGCGCUCUGCUUCACAAUCUACGACAUCUGUAAACGCCCAGCUGUCAAAUCCCGCCUGAUUGCUGAAAUCGAUGCUACCCUUCCGUCCGACGCCGACAUCCUUUCUUACGAUGCUUUAACCACAUCCUUCCCAUAUACCAGCGCAGUGAUGAAAGAAUCCUCCCGUUUGCUCACCGUCGCUCCAAUAAUAGCUCAAAUAGCCUCAGAAGACGACGAAGUUGCCGGGUAUAAAUGGCGUGCUGGUAUGACGGUUGGUGUCAAUCACGGAAUUAUUCACAGACACAAAGCAUACUGGAAGGAUCCUGAAGCUUUUAAACCUGAAAGAUUUUUGGACGAAUGUGAGGAUAAAGUAAAGCCAAAGACAUUUCUGCCUUUUGGUGGAACACUGAGAAUUUGUCCGGGUAGGUUUAUGGCCGACAGACUAAUCAAAACAUUUUUGAUCAUGCUGUUUCGAAAGUAUGAAGUUGAAUUAUGUGAACCAGAUAAGGAGAUUGAGUACCAUUAUGCAAUGAGUAACAAGUGUAAGGGUUUGAAGGUUUAUUUGAAGGCUAGGAAUAAAGAGCAUACGGCGGCGGCGUAG
This is a messenger RNA of Paraglomus brasilianum, 1407 nucleotides long. Lineage: Eukaryota; Fungi; Glomeromycota; Glomeromycetes; Paraglomerales; Paraglomeraceae. The record is from the annotation of a GenBank genome assembly.